Monosiga brevicollis MX1 is the source of this 711-nucleotide messenger RNA. RefSeq lists its product as uncharacterized. NCBI's taxonomy places the organism in Eukaryota, Choanoflagellata, Craspedida, Salpingoecidae. The record is from RefSeq and is a predicted model, not a curated record. The transcript has 8 exons. Gene Ontology annotation, biological process: proteasome-mediated ubiquitin-dependent protein catabolic process; protein polyubiquitination. Bases 66 to 572 code for a protein of 168 amino acids. Gene Ontology annotation, molecular function: ubiquitin conjugating enzyme activity.
ACGGACGGACGGACGGACGGACGCGGAAGAACGAGGCAGGUCUGCGACGAGUGCAGUGCAGCAGCAUGGUGGAGCCGAGCGCGUUGCUGCUGCAGCGGCAGCUGAAGGAGCUGACCAAGAGCCCUGUCGAUGGGUUCUCAGCGGGGUUGAAGGAUGACGACAUUUAUCACUGGGAGGUCAUGAUGAUGCCUCCCGAGGGCACGCUGUAUGCCGGGGCUAUGCUUCGAGCCGAGCUGAUUUUUCCGCGUGAAUAUCCCAGCUUGCCGCCGAAAAUGACGUUUGUCAAGGUGAUUCCCUGGCAUCCCAACGUUUAUGAAUCUGGCGAGGUGUGCAUCUCUAUUUUGCACCCACCAGGCGACGAUGAGUUUGGGUACGAGCAAAGCGGAGAGCGUUGGCUACCCAUUCACACCGUGACGACCAUUUUGCUCAGCGUGCUCUCCAUGAUGUCUGAGCCCAACGAUGAGAGCCCGGCCAAUCUGGACGCCGCCAAGCAACUGCGCGAGGAUCCGCAAGGCUUCAAGAAAAAGGUGCGGCAGUGCAUUCGGCGAAGCCAGGAAGAGGCCUAUGAUUAAGUAGCACGCAAGGCACCGUGUGCCACCUUCCAUCCCUCUCAACAUUCUAUGUUUGCGAAUGCAAUCUUUGUGCACCAUGGCGUGAACCUCUUUGGUCUCUUUUGCCAACCUGAUUCUCGAAAUUGUGUAAAUUCUAGCC